Molecule: messenger RNA, 502 nt
Organism: Paramecium pentaurelia
Lineage: Eukaryota; Ciliophora; Oligohymenophorea; Peniculida; Parameciidae
Source: the annotation of a GenBank genome assembly
AAUGUAAAAUAGAUUGAAUAAAGAAUUACAAGAUUUAACUUAAACAAGUCCAAUUUAAGGAGUUUAGAUCACUGCAGAUGCUAAUAAUAGAUUAUUGUAUAUAAGAUUAUAUCAUUUAAAGAUGGACAGCCAUAGUUGCAGGACCAGAAGGUACAGCUUAUUAAGGAGGCAAGUUUAAAUUGACAAUUACAUUCCCAGAGAACUAUCCUUUCAAAGCACCUUAAUUUUUAUUUACAACAAAAAUUUUCCAUCCAAAUAUUACAGAAAAGGGUGAAUUUUGUGAAGAUAUGAUUGAGACUAAAGUAAAUGAUAAAGGUUUAUUAUAGGAAUAAUGGUAGCCCACUAAAACUGUAAAAUAGGUCUUAGAGAAAAUCUUAAACAUUAUGGGAUAAGUUAAUACAGAAUAAGGAUUAAACCAAAAAGCAUUAGAAUUAUAUAAAAGUGAUAAAGGAAAGUAUGAAGAAACAGUCAGAUCAGAAACCUAAAAAUACGCUUAAUGAUU